This is a messenger RNA of Hemibagrus wyckioides, 5771 nucleotides long. It is a transcript of the gene ppp1r12c, whose product is annotated as protein phosphatase 1, regulatory subunit 12C. The coding region runs from base 325 to 2415 and encodes 696 amino acids. The record is from RefSeq and is a predicted model, not a curated record. Gene Ontology annotation, biological process: signal transduction. Gene Ontology annotation, cellular component: cytoplasm. Gene Ontology annotation, molecular function: phosphatase regulator activity; protein kinase binding; enzyme inhibitor activity. Lineage: Eukaryota; Metazoa; Chordata; Actinopteri; Siluriformes; Bagridae. The transcript is spliced from 20 exons.
UUGACAGGCGCGAUGUCAAGUCGUUGUCCCUAAAACCUAUUUCCAGUCGACUUCUAAUUUAGUCAGGGACUACAUACAGUGCUAAUUAAAACGUAAGAAGUUUUAGGCUGAUUCGGGUGAAACGCUUUUUUGUUGGUAAAAAGAGCUCGCGCGCUAGCCGUGAACUUCCUCCGAGCGAUUUUGAAUAAGGAAGUAGCUCAGUUAGCUAGCUAGCUAGCUAGCUCGAGACCAUGUAAACAUCUCAAAUGGAGGGUGUGUCCGAGUGAAUAUUUCUUUUUCCUGAUCUUUUAAAGUAAUAUAUAUAUAUAUAUUCCGUUUGGGAGAAUGGGCGACGCGGCGAAAGUUCAGCGUCGGGAGCAGUUAAAGCGCUGGAACGGCUCCACAACGGACAGAGAGCCGGCCGCGCCGCGGAGACGCUGGCGGGAUGAAGAGGAGGAUGGCCGGGAAGAUGGAGAGAAAGCACAGGACGCAGACGGCCAACGAUCUGGCCGGCAAUACGUCAGAAGAAAGCGUGUUCGAUUCGAAAGGACGGCAGAGUUCCUGGCCGUCUGUGCCAGCGGUGAUACAGAGGAGGCGAAAGAGAUGCUGAAGGAGGUGCAAGUUAUAAGCAAUGGGGACAAAAUGUCAGGACAGGACAUGGUCAACUGUUCCAACGCCGACGGAAUCUCAGCACUGCACCAGGCCUGCAUCGAUGGUAGUAUCGAGGUGGUGGUCUUCCUCUUGUCUCAAGGUGCCAACGUAAACCAGGUGGACAACGAGGGCUGGACCCCGCUUCACGUAGCAGCUUCCUGUGGGAACAUGGAAAUUGCUGAAUACUUGCUGCAGAAGGGAGCAUUUGUGAACUCUGUGAACUGUGACGGCGAUGUACCAUUAGAUAUCGCCAAAGACGAAUCCAUGGAGGCACUACUGCAUAAGCACACUCUGAAACAGGGUGUGGAUGUGGAGGCAGCUAAGCGUUUGGAGGAGGAGUUGAUCAUGCGUGAUGCCCGUGGUUGGCUUACAGACGGCGUGCCAGCUGAGCUGCACCACCCCAGAACCGGAGCUACACCCCUUCAUGUUGCGGCUGCAAAGGGCUACCUAGAGGCCAUCAAGUUGCUGUGUCAGUGUGGCCUGGAUGUGUCUGCUAAAGAUAGGGAUGGCUGGACUCCGCUCCACGCUGCAGCCCACUGGGGUCAGAGUGAGGCCUGUUGUCUCCUUGCAGAGCAACUUUGUGACAUGGAAGCCUGCAGCAAUGGGGGUCAAACUCCAUUUGAUGUGGCUGAUGAAAGUGUGGAGGCCUUGCUGGAGGAAUUGUUGCAGAGACAAGCUAGCUGGCGAACCGAACAGGCAAUUAAGGAUAAACAGAAUGCACAAGCAUCCGCAAACGGCAACACUGCCAAAAAACGCAGAAGCUCGGUGUGUAGGAUGAGCAGCCGAGAAAAGAUGAGCGUACAGGAUCAGUCAAAGGAGCGAGGAGUCUCUGGCGGCCUGGAGCUAAAUGAGGACAAAGAGAGCAGUCCCGAGACUUCCACAGUGUCAAGUCCAGAUACAGAAAGCAUCACUACCUCCACAGUCAGCCCUGCUGACAAGACCCCUGAAGAGAAGGAAGCGGAGGAGAGAGAGCAGGAGCGAGAGAGCCGUACUGCUCGUGUUCCUCCCACACUGCAAAGAGGCGACUCGGCCCCAGAGAGUCCUAGCGGUCCCUCUACUGACGGCAAAAAAUACCAGGCUCCAGUUCGAGAUGAGGAGUCAGAAUCUCAGAGAAGAGCUCGUUCUCGACUCAUGCGCCAGUCACGACGCUCUACUCAGGGAGUGACCCUGACUGACCUUAAAGAGGCGGAGAGAAUCGUUAAUAGGACGUCUGAACCUCAGCCCAGUCUUCAGACCGUCAGUCCUGUUGUCACGGUAACGCCAGCAGAGAGAGACACAGAACCUGGGAAGGCCGGCAGCCCAGAGGGAGACUCCAAACUGGCUGUGAAAGAUCGGCGUAGAAUAAGAAGAGAAAGGCGAUCGACUGGCAUCGCCGCUCUUAUGGGAGAGACAGAGGACACGGAUGUAAACGAGCCUACACGUGCAGAUGGCACCUCAAGUGACACCCAGCUAGGAGAUAGAAAAUCGUCAGUAUCACUGGAUUUCAGAAAGCUGUAUGUGGAGGUGUUGAAGGAGAACAGCGCUCUGAGAGAGAAGCUUCAGGAGACACAGCUGCAGCUCAGCGAGUGCAAAGUAGAGCUCGAGCGACUCAGACAGAGCCAGGAAAAUGGUUGUGACCGCCCUGCUCUACUGGAACUAGAAAGAUUUGAGAAGAAGGCUCUUGAAAGGAAAGCAGCAGAGCUUGAAGAUGAACUCAAGGUCCUUGUCGAUCUGCGUGCCGAUAACCAGAGGCUGAAAGACGAGAACGCUGCUCUCAUUCGUGUCAUCAGCAAGCUCUCCAGAUGAGCCUGCCACUCCUGCUACUAUUCACUGAAACCACAAGGUGGCAGCACUGCCCAUCUCUGUCCCCAGAAUAAACUGGAAGAACGCUCUUCUCCUUCUGCGUGGUCAUAACGCACUGCAACUGUGUGUGUGUGUGUGUGUGUGUGUGUGUGUGUGUGGUCUUUCUCGCCCCUCGGGUGGCUAAACUACUGUUCUCCAAAUUAGCCUGCGCACAGAGGUGAACAGACCGAGCCGCGGCACAACCCCUCAGUUAAACAGCACAUGAACAUCAGGAAAUUGUAGACCUCCGAUUACACCGGGUCUGAUUUUUGCUCGUUCCAGGUCUCAAGAACGGUAACGCAUUCCUUGAACUCAAGACUGAUCAUAAACACAGGCACAAUUAUACCGUAUAUCUAAAGAUAUAACAGUGUCAUGUUACAGCUAUCAGUAGUCAUUUUUUAGCAGUUUGUUUGCAAGCCAGAAGUUUAUAUUGAUGUGCCCGCUCUAAUACCUUUUGAUUCCUGUAGUAAUAAACCCAUUCACAAGGAGACGUAUAUUUAUUUAACAUUUUUGGUGUCAAUGCAUGAAUCACGGGAGAGCGCUCAGGGUAGAUGAUUUGGGGUUUGGACAAGCUGCAGUUUUUCCAUUGUAUUAAUUUCAAAAGAAAAAAUAGAGGCUGGUGAGGAAACGAAGGUUUAUAGCUGCUGAGUGAUAACAGGAAGUAGCUUGUCUUUCAUGGACCAUCCCCAACAGUAUAUAUAUAAUUAUAAAUACAUAAAAAGUAAAUUAAUCUGGGAUAAGUGGAGGAAAACUCAGUUCAGGAUGUGCUUUUAUUGGAAAAUAAUCAUUUUUUCCCUAUAAUAGCACAAGAAUAUGAUGUAAUAUUUGUUAAACACCUUUACGCAUGUUUUAUCGUACAUGGCACUAUUACAUCACUGUAACACUGGUUUAUUCCAGCAUAUGUGCCGAUGUGUUUCUGACCUGUUCGUGUCAGUGUCAUGACGCCGAGUUCAAGUAACGUGUUACCUGAAGUCCAUACUUGAAGUACAGCAGGAUGGAGAGGAAAUGCAGGGUGCUUUUUGUUCCAUAUAUUUAAUUAGAUCUCUUUUUUUUUCCUCCUUGUGCACUGUUCUCGUUAUUAUUCUAUAUAUUUUUUACCUUGUAGCUUAACGCAAAAUAAGCCAAUUCAAGGUUGCCAGUUUAUAUUAUCCUUCGCUUUAGUCAUGCGUAUCCACCGUAGCUUGUAGUUAGUAUUCUGACAGUGUUGGACACCAGAGGGCACGGCCAAUCAUCAGCUUUUAGGACACAACCAAAAAAAAAAAAAAAAAAAAAGAGGCACAUCCGGAUUUUGCCAAGUGACGGGUCAGCAUUCGCAGUUUUUCCUCACCUAGUGGCUAACUUGAUCAUAUGACAGAAUUUCUUUUCACGUUUUCAUCUUGACCCCAUAGCAUUAGUCAUUUAAUGGUUUCUCUACUCAUUUUGCCUGUCUACUUCAUAUUAAAGGUGCAGUUUGUAAUAUUUAAAAGUGAUGCGUAAUAGUAUUGUUUUAGGAAAACUGUUGCAGUGGCUACUUUCUUUCUUUUAAACUUCUGUUUACAUUUUUGGGUCCAAAAAUCUGCUUAACCCCCCGCUUAUACACCACUGCUCAAAUGUUUUCAAAAAAAAAAAAGAAAAGCAGAGAGGUUUUAGCUUUAGACUGCAGGAAUAGAUCUUCUUAGCAGAGCAAGAGGGCACAAAAAAUUACAAACUGCUCCUUUAAUACCAUCUCUAUCAAAGGGCUCUAAAAAUGACCAACUGCCCCUUUUACGAAUUUCACUUUGCUAGCAUAGGACUGUAAAAUCUAUUUAUUUCUCUUGUUGUAGCUGUUGGGAAAAACUAAAGCCAGUAGUCAGGUUAGUCAUACUUGAAAGCAUCGAAAAUGCAGCAAAAUGUUGGAGGAUGUGCUAAAUCAUCAGCAAGUAUUUCUGCAGAGCAUAUGGGAAACAAAAAAUAGUUCUCAGCGAUCCUAGUUUUCUAAGCGGCUUCUGUAUCUGUCGUGGUUUAUCAAAAGCAUUCAUGUAAAUCAUUUAGCUGAAGGCAGCUCAUCAAACCACAAACAUUAGCUCAAAAACAGGAGAGAGUUCACUGAUUUUCAGAGAGUUUUGUUUACCCUCUCUGACUGAUUAGUGACGACAUUGUUUAUGAAACCAAACGUUUUUAAAGAUGAUUGAACAGAGCAGUUUAUUCUCCCCUGUUCAUAAUCUGUUCAUAGACUGUGGCACUAUUUUUUAACAUAACCACUUCAGAUGAUCUUCAAAUAAAUAGCUAAUACACUCAACGCUAAUGGUUAAGAUUAAUGCUAACGAUUCGUGUUAGUGCUUUGUGAAAAGGAAUCUAAUGUAACCGGACCUUGUGCUAAAUGUGCUAAAAUGUGGAGCAGAAGUACUUCUGUAAGUUCUAGAAGGGGCGGAGACAUUAGCGGAAGUUGUGUUGUACAUUUUGUGUAAAUAAGACUAGGUAUGCUAGGUUAUGUCAAGCUGAAGAAAAGAAGUAGUGAUGUCACAUGAUCAAGUAUGCUAAUCAUUUCUAACGUACACUCCACCCUCUUUUGAUCAGUGACACCUGACCCUCUGCAGAAUCAGGACAGCGCUUGCAUUGUUAGACACAACAGAGAUGCAAUCGUGCCAAAACCUGAAGCUCCUCUCCUGCAUGGCUACAGGUGCUACGCUAAUGAGGACUGGGGCUUUCUCUCUCUCUCUCUCUCUCUCGCUGUCUCUCUCUCCCUCGCUCUAUCUCUCUUUGUGUCUUUCUCUUUCUCUCAGGACAAGCUUAGAUCAACACUGUACUCAAGCACACUGCUACUGUAUGUCGGACCAAACAGUCAUUGACAUUGUUGCUGUUUCUCAGCGAGCGAGCGAGUAUUUAUGAGUGUAAGUGAUGUAUUACAGAACUUUGUGUCCUGUGCCAAUGGUGGUGUAGGGAUUUUUUUUUUUUUGUCAUUAAUUUUUCCUAGAGAAGAAGGAGGAAGAGGAGGAAUGAUUAUACUGUGAGUCCUGCUCUCAGAGGAACAGGCGCUUUAUAAGGUCAAAGCUUUUUUUGACAGUUUACCAUCACGUUGUUGUUUUUUUUUUUUUUUUUUUUUUUAUUAAUUGCUCUUGUUUUAUUAAUAUUAAUUUUAUGCCAAUGCAUGCCAAGAUUGUAUUUCGAAGAAAGAAAAAAAAAACAUGUGCCUUUCUACAUAUCUAUUUUAAUAUUUUGAUGUUGCUCAGUUGAAAAGCUCUGGGCUCGUUGGCCCGAAAGUGCUCCAGUAGACUCCUACAGAUUCUGCUGUCAUUAAACAAAAAAAAACACAUACAGCCGUCUGCAUUUGGUGAAAGAGCCAAUAAAAUUCAGUGGAAACA